Molecule: messenger RNA, 847 nt
Organism: Ilex paraguariensis (yerba mate)
Lineage: Eukaryota; Viridiplantae; Streptophyta; Magnoliopsida; Aquifoliales; Aquifoliaceae
Source: the annotation of a GenBank genome assembly
UCUAUAUUACCUAUCCUGUGUUAAUAUCCGUGCUUUCUGGGUUAUAGUUAUACAAUUCACAUAAAAUGUGAAACGCUAAGCAAGCACCAGGAAAAGAAAGCAUCAAAUCCUUACAAAUCUAAUGGGCCCACCCAAAUCCCUGUUAUGGCAGGUACGAAUGCCCUCUAGAAGGUAAUAACAGUGUCUCUUCUUGUUUAGCCAAAUGGUUGCCUCUUCCACAGUUCAUCUUAGAACCCAUGUAGUCUCUGAUUCACAAAAGGUGGGGUUGUUCCUUUCUCCUCUGCUUCUGAAGAGUUCCCCAAAUCAUAAUCUCCCUUAUAGAGGUGGCAUAGUCUCAAGAUCUAUAGACCUGGAUUUUUGCCCAACCCACCAACACACCACCCAAAAGUUAUCCUCAAAUCAUGCAAUGGGGAAGUCCCGCAGAAGCAGCAGCAUGAGGGUCCUCAAGGGGCUAUCUUUGUUUAGUGGAACAAUUGGUGUGAGGGUUGGGCAGUUGGAGGACGCUGUGGCAUAUGGAAGGGCUGAGUUUGAAAAAUUUUAUCGGUUGGCAGAAUUUGAUGAUCUGGUUAAGGACUGUGCUGCUUUGUUGGCCUAUGAACAACCACAGAAGUCCUCAGUUGGAUAUCUUCUUGAAGAAUCGCAACGAGAGCUUGUGGCUGAUGCAGUUAAUGCCAUGAUAUUAUCGACAAAUCCCAAUGGUAAAGAUGUAAGUUGUUGCCUGCAUUCAUGUCUAGAGAGGUUACUUAGGCAGCUAACUGCUUGCUUCUUGGAGAGGAGGUCCUUGAAUGGGGAUCAAGGUGAAGCUUUUCAUUUGCGGAGAGUACUUAACAAUGAUAAGAAGGGUUAA